AUGCUCUUACCGCAGAGCGCCGCUCCCUCGCUGGUCCUCUCCCUCGCCCUCCUGUCCGCGCCGGCGACGCCUCCGCCAGACCUCGCACAGCCUCCUCUCCUCGCCUCGGCUCCUCUCUCGCGCGCUGCGCCGCGGCCAGCGGUGGCGGCGGCCUCUCUUCUCGUUGCCGCCGACGCCGCAGCGGCGCCGGCCGAGGCGGUUCCGGCCGAGGCGGUUCCGGCCAGGGCGCUGCAGGCGGCGCUGGGGCGCGCACGCGCCGCGUCGCAGUCCGCGGCGGAGCAGGCCUCCGCCGCCGCCGGCCCGGCGCUGCAGCGGGCAGCGGCCGAGGCGGCGCCGGUGCUGCAAAAGGCGGCGGCCGAGGGGCAAGCGGCGGCGGGGGCGGCGGUGAGCGCGACGGCGGCGUGGGCGGAGCGCACCGUCACCACGUCGACCCCCGUGCUCAACAAGGCCGCCGCCGACGCCAAGGCGGCGGCCGAGGCGGCGGCGGCCGAGGCGGUCACGGCGGCGGCUGCGGCGGUCUCCGAGUCGGCUCCUGUCGUUCAGCGGGCGGCGGCGGAGGCGGCGGCGGCGGCGGAGCUGGCGGCGGCGGAGAGCGCGUCGGCCGCCGCCUCGGCCGCCUCGGACGCCGCGCGCGCUGCCGUCGCUGCCUUCGUGGACACGGCUUGUGCUGUGGCUUCGUCAGCGCUGAGCGCCGAGGAGGUUGAGGCGGCGGCGGCGGCGGCGGCGACGGCGCAGCAGGCGGCGCAGACUGCGGUGGCGGACGCUGCCCCCGUGGCUGCCAAGACGUUGGUCCUGCUGAAGCGCGCGGCGGCGGCGGCGGAGAGUGCCGGCGCAGCGGUCGAGGAGUACACUGCCGCCGCGCUCCCGCUCUCGGCAGAGGUCGGCGCGCGUGUCGGAGAGUCUGCGAGGACCGCUGCAGCCCGCGCCGCCGCCGCCGCCGCCCCUCGGCUCGAGGCUGCGGGCGGCCAGCUGGCGGCGGCCGCGCGGGAGCUGGCGGCGGCGGCGGCGGCCGAGGUGGACACACACGUUGCGCCCGCGAUAGAGGCUGCGCUCAAGCAGGGCGCAGAGGAGGUGCAGCGGGCGGCUGCGCAGGCGCUAGUGCCAUGGACGCACACUGUCGCAGAGCUGCCUUGCAUGCCGCCCGGUGGGGCUUGCCACAUGCCAGCCGAGACGGUGGCAGUCUUCAUAUAA
Messenger RNA from Emiliania huxleyi CCMP1516, 1191 nucleotides. RefSeq lists its product as hypothetical. NCBI's taxonomy places the organism in Eukaryota, Haptophyta, Isochrysidales, Noelaerhabdaceae. Bases 1 to 1191 code for a protein of 396 amino acids. The transcript has 5 exons. The record is from RefSeq and is a predicted model, not a curated record.